AUGAAGAUCAGUGGUGGCGAAGAUGGGCGCUUCUUCUUGGACCCCGGUAGCCAUCAUCCUACACUAGGGUACCAUACCCUCAAAUUUGGCCGUACGAGCAGCGCCCAGAGCAGGUCCCAUGGCUUUUCUAUUACGAAUACCGGUUGUGGUCCGCAUUGUGGUGGGCCGCAACUCAUCUAUGAUGCGGCGGACAAGGGCGAUGGCACCCAAGGGAAUUGGCUUGCGUAUCCUCUCGACGGAGCCAAUGGCAAGAGCGGAUACUCGAUUCAUUGGGUUCCUGGAGUUCCAUUUCCGGAGGGCCAUAAGCUCAUUUACUUGAUGUGUAUAGUGAAAACAUGGCAUUACAUAUAA
Molecule: messenger RNA, 351 nt
Organism: Histoplasma mississippiense
Lineage: Eukaryota; Fungi; Ascomycota; Eurotiomycetes; Onygenales; Ajellomycetaceae
Exons: 2
Coding region: 1-351 (116 amino acids)
Source: RefSeq, a predicted model, not a curated record